AUGGAAUCAGACGCGAGCUUCGGCUCCAGCAGCAGCUCCAGCUCGGACUCCGUGUUGAUCCGCGUCCCCCUGGACCAGAAGCGCCGCAAGAAACUGCGCGCCCAACUCCAAGAAGAUCAGCGCCGACACGGCGAGCACCAGUCGUUCCUUGCCGCUUCGUGCAGUCCAGACGCUCACCCGCGCUCCCCGUCUUUUUCAACGGACCUCCUCGAGAGCCACGACAGGAGCAAAAGCGAACACAUUUGCGUCGUCUGCGAGCAAGAAGGCGGCGGUCUCGUCGUGUGUCUAGGGCCCUGUAUCUCGGCCUUCCACGUCCGUUGUCUACCGCCCGACAGCGGCGCCGCAGAAGCCCAAGACGAGGCCUGGCUGUGUCCAAACUGCAAGAGCAAGACCCACGCGUGCUUCCAUUGUAAACGAGUGGGCGUGGAGAUGCUGGCGGACGACGUGCGAGCCACGACGCACUCGGAAUCGCCAAAGCGACCCGUCCGCAAGUGCCGCGCGCUCUCGUGUGGCAAGUUUUACCACCAGGAGUGCAUCUCGCAGUUCCCGCUGGCCAGAAUCGCGAUCAACACGCACUUUAUCUGUCCGCUUCACACGUGCGCAGGCUGUAACCAGUCGGGAGCACAGCAAGAAGCGGUGAGGUGCAUGAGGUGUCCCGUGGCGUACCACGCACGGUGUUUACCACGGAAUUGUGUGCGACGGAUCUCGACCAAGCUGAUCAUCUGUCCGAAACAUGCAGGAGCUGAGAAAGAGGGGACGGGUAGCAAUGACGGGAUUGGGGAGAGAGAGAGCAAACAGAGUGUGAAAAUUGCCACGUCCAAGCACGCGAGCCGUGAGCGUGCGGGCAAUGAGGAUGAGGUCGUGUCGGAAGCGUCGGUGGUUAGUGCGAGUAGUGCGAGGAGAAAGGAAAAGCGAGAGAAGCGAGAAAAACGCGACAAGAAGAAGAAAAAGAAGAAGAAGAAGAAGGACAAACACAAGGAAAGAAAAGAGAGCGUGGUAGCGCAGGGUAAUGACGCACUUUACUACAGAAAUGGAGAGCGUGGCGGAAAAAAGCGUAAGCGGAGCAAGAGAGAUAUACUGGAGUCGGACGGAAAGACUGUCACCCAGCGUGUCGAUAAGGGCAGUGUUCCGACUUCGUUGGAUCGCCGCGUGGACCUUUCGGCUGCUGCUCAGUCUGCAGGAUCCACAGUUGCGUGGGCAUCGUGUUCAUCGGUGUCAUCAUUAGCACUUUCCGAGAGUCCUGCGACGGUUAAUAGGCGGAUACAAAAGCGUCUGGAAGAGGCAUUAGGGCACAGUGACGAUGAUGAUUCUGAUAUCUCGAUUUCCGACCCUCCACCAAAGAUGAAGCCAUCUGGCAGUGAUAUACAUGGUGUCGGCAACCUGGAUACGAGUGUGGUUGUAAAAAAGGAGGAGAGCUCUAAUGGGGAACGACCAUGGCCUCUAAACAAAUCGGAAGUCAAAGAAACAGCAACAUCAUCGAGCUCAUCUGUUCCGGUGGAUGUGCACCCGUCAGGCGAUAGAGGAUCAUUAGUAGCCAAAUCAUCCACGGAAGAGGGUACAGCAGGUUUGAAGGGUAACCGUGACAAGCAUUGGCAAAAAGACUAUGAUAUGGAUGCGAACACUGUUCGCGCUAUGAAGCGGGAGCAACUAGUACCAGCAGAAGACGGGCUAAUGCAUGACAGUCAGAAGUCGCCAUCUGCCAGUGUACUCAUUUCAUCAUCGACAAGCGUCGCACCCGCAGGCUUGGCGCUAAAGCAUGUACCUAGCGAAGAUGAAGACGAAGACGAUAACGGUGGUGUUGGACCUGCGACGCCGCCUGUAAAUGCGACUCCAAGAACAAGCAGAGCAUAUGUAUAUGGAAAGAAAAAGAGGAAAAACAAGGCGAAGCGAGAAGCACAGCGCGUUCUAAAACGGGAAACGAGCGAAGAGGAAGAUGACGAAGGAGAUGAGGCGAAGUGGGUUCAAUGUGACAGCUGCAAGAAGUGGCGAACGGUGCCAAGAAAUUUUGACCUGGAUGCGAUGCCUAAGCACUGGUAUUGCAACAUGAAUACAUGGGACCAACGAUUUGCGUCCUGUGUUGUUGCUGAGGAAGUGGUCAAGGUAGGAUCAUCUCCUCGAGCAGGUAAGAGACGGUAUAGGCUCAAGAACUCCAAGUCGUCCGGCUCUAAUGCGGGUGAUGUGGGCGGCUACUCCUCUUCAGGAUCAGGUGCGUACAAAAGGUCAGGGGGGCCUAUGAGGUCAUCUGCUGCUGACUUGACUGUGCAAGAUGAAAAAGAUAAAACUUCGCGGUCAAAAAACAAAGACAAGGCGACAAAAAAGCGCAAAAUUACAAAGCAACUCAAGGAGAAAUACCGCGAGGUCAAAUGGGUUCAAUGUGAGAACUCACAAUGUGGGAAGUGGCGCAUCGUUCCAGCUUCGAUCGAUUUUGACCGGUUGCCAGCGGUCUGGUACUGCCAUCUUAAUACGUGGGCCCCCGAGCUUGCGAAAUGCAGCGUUUCCAAUCCCGCGGAGGUCAAUGUAUUUUUGCUGAAGCAAGCUAAGAAAGACGACCGCCCACCAAAGAAAACAAAAGCGUCUAUAUUGAUGGGCGACCCUGCACCAGUAGUGCCUGUACCAGCCACGUCGGGUGGUGGCACCAUCCCGACAUCUCCUGUGAAUGAUCCUGCUAACGCGUGCAAGCCAAAUGUAACAAAGUAUGGCAAAGGCGUGAAGUCUACGGCGUCUUGGACAAGAAACACACCAUUACUCGUGGACAGUAACACCACCGAUGAAGCAUGCAACGACGGCAAUAAUAACGUAGAUGGCGCUACUUCGGGUCAAACUACCAAAGGAAAAGGGGGGCGAGGGCACAACAACAGCAGCAACGGACACUCCACAGGCAUGAAGAAGACUGUGCUGGAGUGGGCGCAGUGUGAAAAGUGCAACAAGUGGCGGAAACUACCGCAACACAUCAAGUCAUCCACUCUACCCGAUAAAUGGUACUGCUCAAUGAACCAUUGGGAUCCGACACAUGCUAAAUGCAGUGUGCCAGAGGAGGCGGACCAGGAGCCCCUGUCUCUACCGCCUCAUCCAGGCUCACAGUGGCACAAGGGAGGACAGAAGGGUCAGCGUUCCAGACGAGGCAAACUGAGCUACUCGGAGCUACUAUAUGGUAGUACGGGGCAGUUGCGAAAGGCGUAUACCACAGAAUCCUCUACAUUGUCAUUUGAAUACGAAGGCAUGACCUACCAUCGCGAUGGUCAGUAUGAGCGCAGCAGCAUGUACGUGUCCCCAGCAGCGAUGGCAGCGGCAGCCACGAUGGCAGGAUGGGGCGGCAGUGAUCAUCCGGAUCGUGCGACUACUAGCAACUGGGAUGUAAAAGGAGGCAGCGAAUCAAGGUUGGACACGGUAUCGGCAGCGACACCUCAACUAAGCGUCGAUCGUGUGGCUGCGUUGGUGCUUGAAAGUAUGGAUUUGCGCCAACGCCGCAGUGUCCUCGAGCUCCUCGAUGUAGUGAACUCAGCCCUUGACGGACCAAAAGCUGCUCCAACUGGCCUUGCGUCACUGGCGGUUGUCACUGCUGCUCUAGGCCAGCUGGAACACCGUGGUCUCGUUGAGAAAGUGACUACAUCGCCAGAGAACGGCGAAGAAAAUGAGCCGUCACGAGUGCGAGUGCGAGUCGAGAUGCUCUUUAAUCGAGCAUUUUGUCUGCCCACUCACUACCGGAAGGUGCCUACGAGGCCUUUGAAAGCGUCAAAAUGCUGGAAGUAUGGCACAAACGUGGUGACGGUCUCGCCCGUAAAGGAUGCAUCAAGCAGUCAUUCACGCUAG
Peronospora matthiolae is the source of this 3810-nucleotide messenger RNA. Lineage: Eukaryota; Oomycota; Peronosporomycetes; Peronosporales; Peronosporaceae. The record is from the annotation of a GenBank genome assembly.